This is a messenger RNA of Mercenaria mercenaria, 2064 nucleotides long. RefSeq lists its product as uncharacterized. The transcript has 2 exons. Gene Ontology annotation, molecular function: aspartic-type endopeptidase activity. The coding region runs from base 1 to 2064 and encodes 687 amino acids. NCBI's taxonomy places the organism in Eukaryota, Metazoa, Mollusca, Bivalvia, Venerida, Veneridae. The record is from RefSeq and is a predicted model, not a curated record. Gene Ontology annotation, biological process: proteolysis.
AUGGCUGGAAUACCAACGUUUCCAAAAUUUGACGUACAUGAACACUCCGUUGGUGCCAGAUGGAACAAAUACGUUGCAAAACUCGAAAAUAUAUUUGUCGGAAUGAAAAUUGAUACAAAUAAAAGAAAAAAAGCUUUGUUACUCCAUUAUGCCGGCGAUGACGUAUAUGACAUUUAUGAAACAUUAACUUUGAGUGCCAGUGAGGACAAUUACACAGACACAAAAACGAAACUUAAAGCAUAUUUUGAACCCAAAAAGAACAGAGAAUUCGAACGUUUUGAAUUUAGAAAUAUCAAACAAACAUCGGAUGAAUCAAUUGAUCAGUUUUGUACGCGUCUCCGUCAAAAAUCAGAACUUUGUGAAUUUUCAAAUAAGGACGACGAAAUAAAAAGUCAGAUCAUUCAAGGAUGCACCUCUAAAACCCUCAGAACAAAAUGCCUGGAAGAAGAAAGAUCAUUGCAAGAUAUUUUAAUUCUCGGAAGAUCUAUGGAAAUAGCUAGAAAACAUGCAUCAGAAAUGGAAAAAAGUACGCAUCAAGAUGGUAUUCAAAGGAUUAAGACGAAACAAAGUCAACAAAAACAACAACAACAACCAAUGCGUGUGCCUGCACGUCAACAACAACGUCACCCGCGACCUAAACAACGACGUCAGUUUCAAAAUCCGAACACUUGUAGAAACUGUGGUGGAAAAUACCCGCACCAAGGACAGUGCCCCGCCUAUGGCCGUACAUGUAAUUACUGUCAUAAAAAGAAUCACCUGUUAUCAGUCUGUUACAAACGAAUUCAACAAAACAGCAGAAGAUCACGACAAUUACAUGAAAUAGAAGAGAAUGAUAGCGAAAAUUCUGACAAUUUUGAAAGCUCUGACUCGGAAGUUACAUACGGAAUGCGUGAAGAAAUCAGAUCUGUUAAAUCAAAGAAUGUGCCGCGAAUAAAUGUUAAAAUCAGUGGCAUUGACCACAAGCACCAGUCCGAUACUGGUGCCUGUGGCAUUGACACGAAAGUUUUGAUCGAUACGGGAAGUUCAAUUAACAUUAUUAGCCAGUUAGUGAUUGAUAAAAUGUCACCAACGCCAAAACUUGAAAAAUCGGAAAUAAAAGACUACCCUUUCGGACAAAAGCAGCCCAUUCAUGUUGAAGGCAAAUAUAAAUUAACAGUGGAAUCUAACAGUAAAUUUGUGCUUGCUGAUUUUCAAAGUAUCAAAGGAAAUUCAGAAAACAUUAUCAGUUAUGAAACAGCUGUAGAGUUGGGAAUCGUACCUGUGAUAAACAGUAUGAGAAACAGUGACUAUAAGGAACUGUGUGAAAAAUAUAAUCAGUUGUUCAAUGGACUAGGAAAACUUAAAGAUGUUGAAGUUAAAUUCCACGUCGACGAAUCAGUUGUUCCGUCAACACAGCCGCCAAGGCGUGUACCGUUUCACGUCAGAGAAAAGGUCGAGAAAGAGCUCCAACGCCUUGAAGACCUUGACGUUAUAGAAAAGGUCGACGGUCCGACUCCUUGGGUAUCAAACCUGGUAAUCACUAGCAAGCCUCACGCUCCUGAAAAAAUUAUCCGAAUAUGUGUCGAUAUGAGACACGCAAUCAAGGCUAUCAAACGUGAACGUCACGUGACACCAACGAUUGACGACAUUCUGAUGGCUCUCAACGGCUCAACCGUUUUCAGUCGCGUAGAUCUGUUAAAAGGUUUUCACCAGAUACCGUUGUCACAAGAAUCACGCAAUAUGACAACAUUCGCGACUCAUGUUGGUCUACGUCGUUAUAAAUGUCUGAAUUUCGGUGUUAACGCAGCUCCGGAAAUAUUUCAAAACGAAAUACGCCAAGCUCUUAGUGGAUUAAAAGGUGUCAUGAAUAUCAGUGAUGACAUAAUCUUCCGUAGUAAAACGCGAGAGGAACAUGACAGAAAUCUAGAAGCAUUAUUUCAACGUUUGACAGAGAAAAAUAUAACUUUAAAUAAAAACAGGUGCGAAUUCGGACAAUCAAAAAUUGCGGUCUAUGGAUACGUAUUUUCAGACCAGGGAAUCUCGCCAGAUCCGAAAAAAGUGGAAGCUUUAAAGAAAACAGAAUGA